Messenger RNA from Dentiscutata erythropus, 175 nucleotides. The record is from the annotation of a GenBank genome assembly. NCBI's taxonomy places the organism in Eukaryota, Fungi, Glomeromycota, Glomeromycetes, Diversisporales, Gigasporaceae.
AAAUUCUUAAGAAGUCAUUUGCUCCACAAUUAAAUAAAGGAGAAACAAAACAACAAUAUCAUGAUCUAAUUUAUAGUCAUGAUUCUGAUAAUAAUAAUGAGAAAAUUAUAGAUAAUUCAAGUUCAGUUAGUGAGGAUGAUUAUAUACCAAGUUGUGAAACUCGGCAACAUUGGCA